Paracoccidioides lutzii Pb01 is the source of this 2196-nucleotide messenger RNA. RefSeq names its product forkhead box protein C2. Gene Ontology annotation, molecular function: protein binding; DNA-binding transcription factor activity, RNA polymerase II-specific; RNA polymerase II cis-regulatory region sequence-specific DNA binding. The transcript has 3 exons. Bases 1 to 2196 code for a protein of 731 amino acids. Gene Ontology annotation, biological process: regulation of transcription by RNA polymerase II. The record is from RefSeq and is a predicted model, not a curated record.
AUGCCGCCAUCAAGUAAGCGCCGUAUCCGGCGCAAGGAUGCCAGAUUGCAAGAGACACCCGAAACUGACCUGUUGGAUUCCUCCCCUUCCCGUCGAACUACCAAGAAGCGCAAGAUUGACCACACCCGUGCGCUCGUCCUGCCUGUUGAAAAGACUCCAGAACCGGAACCCGUUUCGGCCAGCGAAGCUGACGACUCUGGUCUCGAAAAUGAUAUCGCAACAAACAAGGAUCUGGUGGAUGCCGUGAUAGCGUGUCUGGAUGUCUCCGAAGACCCUGUCGCGGUCAUGGACGAGUAUUCUAAUAUUAAAAACGAACGCGAAAACCCGGAAAGCGUGAAGGCUUAUGCAAAGAUUGCGGGCCGCGACUGGACUUACUACAUGAAGGGCCUGCACAUUAACAUCGGACGGCCCCCAGACCGCGAUCAGAGAAUCGAUGCCCAGUCCAGCCCUGUCGCCGUUGCGGCACAGGCAAUGCCAGAAGUCCACAUCGAUCUAGGUCCAAGCAAGUUCGUCUCGAGACUCCACGCUGAGAUCCUCUACAACAGCGAGGAACCGAGUGGCUGGCAUAUCCGCGUCAACGGCCGCAAUGGCAUUCGAUUAAAUACGCACAUUAUAAAGCGAGGAGGCAUCGCGCGGAUCACAUGUGGUGAUGUCAUCGAGAUCGCAGGAACGCAAAUGAUGUUCGUAACCCCGGAUGAUCAGGCAGUUAUCCACCCUUUCUUCGUGGAUAGAUGUCAGCGCCUGGCUGCUGGGGAUGAAGUUGGAGACUGGGAUGAAUCGCACCAUGCGCACCCUGAGCGUUCUGCCCGCAGCAACCGGGCUGCUGGUCGGACGUCUCAUUACGAACAGGGACAACGCAUUCCAAGUGCCGUGAACGGUGAGGAGCCCGCUGCCGCCACAGCUACAUCGUAUCAACAUGAUAGAAAUCGCCAAACUACCCCUCAAGCGCGUCCAAGGUCACCAAAUACCGCUGAUGCACCCGCUGCUAAGCAGUCUCCGUUGUAUAACCGCGGAAUGAUGAUGGAAAGCACGGAGAAAAUUGAUUAUAGUGACGAUUCAGCCAAGGAUCUGAAACCGCCAUAUAGCUAUGCGACGAUGAUUGCGCAGGCUAUUUUCUCAACGAAGGAGGAGAAGUUGACACUAAGUAAUAUCUACGCGUAUAUUACAGAGAAAUAUGCCUUUUAUCGUCAUACAAGCUCCGGCUGGCAGAACUCCAUCCGCCACAACCUCUCCUUAAACAAGGCAUUCCAAAAAGUUCCCCGCCGCACCGACGAACCGGGCAAGGGCAUGAAAUGGCAAAUUGCUCCUGAAUUCCGCCAGGAAUACUGGAACAAACAGGCCCGCAAGGGUGGUGGCGCCACUAACCAGUCCUCUACCCCUUCAUCGCCCGUUGGCAAGGAGACCAACACUAAUAAUAGUAACAAGAAUACUGCCAACGGCCAACCAAAAAGCUACGAUAAGGGUUUUGAAAGCUCUUUUACAGCAAGCAACAAGUCCCCCCAAAUGGCUUCACCAGGCUUCACAUCCUUCUCCGUCGCUCCCGUGGAGGCGUAUACACCCGAACGCGGCUCACGAGUUAGCCGGUAUAGCAUGACCAACGGCCAUAAUAACCUGAACACAACCACCAACACCAACACCCGCACAGACUUCGCGGAUCAACACUCGCCACUCCCCAACCGUUCACGCACAAACAAUCCUUCCCACACAUACGGACUAUCCGAUAACGUCUCUGGCUCCCCACCCGUUCUCUCCUCCUCUUUCUUCGAUGAUGCAACAUCGAUGAUCACGCCCGCGCCACGCAGACAGCAACCCCGUCUCGCACCGCCCAGCACGGCACAGAUACCAUCCAAGUUCAUGCCGUUGAGCUCGCCGGCGCAAUUCUGGAAGUUUGCAGAUAUUGGGAGUACACCGGGACGCGUACCGGAUAUGAGCCCGUUGAAUAAUGGAGGAAUGUUUAGUGCUGGUGGCAGAGAUAGCAGUGUGCGAAGCAGGGUUGGUGGGAUGAACGUCAUGCCUAGUAGUAGUCCGCCGCCGGCGAAUUUAGGAAGUCCGAGUAAACCGGGUAGCGGGGCUGGGUCGUCGAGGGCGCUGGGGUCGAGGAAGGUUGGGGCGCAUGAUGGUGUGGUUAAUAGUGGUAGCAGUCCUGUUAGUGGCGGACCUGAGGAUGAAGAGGAGGAAUUUGAUCUUGCGAGGUAA